Molecule: messenger RNA, 3904 nt
Organism: Eublepharis macularius
Lineage: Eukaryota; Metazoa; Chordata; Lepidosauria; Squamata; Eublepharidae
Gene: UHRF1
Product: ubiquitin like with PHD and ring finger domains 1
Exons: 18
Coding region: 445-2805 (786 amino acids)
Biological process (GO): negative regulation of gene expression via chromosomal CpG island methylation
Molecular function (GO): ubiquitin protein ligase activity; protein binding
Source: RefSeq, a predicted model, not a curated record
GGAGCCCCCUUGGUCCGCCUGUGGCAGAAGAGCAGAGGGCCGAGCGAUUUCCAGGCAGGGACGGGGCUGCCGUCCUUGGUUGGACUCGGGAAAGCGCCGGCCCUGGAAGUUGCUCCCUAAGGGGCCUCCGGGACCCUGGAUUGGGUUGACUUGUUAGGCCGCGGAGAUGGAAACAAAGGCGCCGCCUGGGUCGGUUGUAGAGAAGGGCCAGUGUGGCCCCAGCCUUGGAUCCUACUUACAUCCAUAGACAGACGCGGCAAAUCUUUCUACAAAUGUCCACGUGGACACGGUCAAGCAGACAAGCACCAGGAGCUGCGGAGGCCCAGUUAGGAUCAGGACCACAGCGUGGGGCCGUUUUCCCUUCCAGAAAGGGCUGUGGGGAGCUGCUAUUUGCCCCCCUGCAAAAGCUUACAUGUGGCCCAUCACUGCAAAGAUACUGUCACAAUGUGGAUCCAAGUGCGCACCAUGGAUGGAAAGGAAACUCAUCGAAUGGACUCCCUUUCCAAGCUGACCAAAGUGGAAGAUCUCCGGAAAAGGGUAUACAAAGUGUUCAGAGUGGCACCUGAUAGGCAAAGACUCUUCUACAGAGGCAAACAGAUGGAGGAUGGCCAUUCCCUUUUCGAUUACAAUGUUGGCUUGAAUGAUAUUGUUCAGCUACUGGUCAGACAGAGCCCCAAUGUCCUGCCUCUGGCGAACAAAGAAAAGGACUCUGAGCUUUCAGACACGGAUUCUGGCUGUGGCUCUGGGCAGAGCGAGUCUGACAAGAGCUCCAAUAAUGGGGAGGGAGCUGUGGAGGCGGAGGGGCAGCCAAGUACUUCGGCUCAGGCUGACUUGGUGGACCCAGGGUUUGGCUACUACAAGAUCAAUGAGUUGGUGGAUGCGCGUGAUACGAGCAUGGGAGCCUGGUUUGAAGCACAGGUUGCAAAUGUGACUCUGAAAGAGAAGGCAACCCAAAAGGUGAAUGAGAGUGAUGAAGAAUCUGAGCUUCCAGAAUCCAUUGCUGAAGAGGAUGUUAUAUAUCAUGUGAAAUAUGAAGACUACCCGGAGAAUGGUGUCAUCCAGUUGAGCUCCAAAGAUGUGCGUGCUCGUGCCAGGACAAUUCUGAAGUGGGAGGAACUAGAAAUUGGAGAUGAUGUCAUGUUGAAUUACAACCCUGAUGACCCAAAGGAGAGGGGGUUUUGGUAUGAUGCGAAGAUCCUACAAAAAAGAGAAACCAGAACGUACAAGGAGUUAUAUGCCAAGAUAGUUCUUGGUAAUGCUGGAGACACCUUAAAUGACUGUCGAAUUACCCUUGUGGAUGAGAUCUACAAGAUUGAAGAACCUGGGUGUGCUGUUCCACUUACUGCCGAGAGCCCAAUGAAAAGGCAGAGCGGACCAGUAUGUAAGCACUGCAAGGACAACCCUAACAAGCCCUGCCGGAUGUGUGCCUGUCACAUGUGUGGAGGGAAAGAGAGCCCCGAGAAGCAGCUGAUGUGUGAUGAAUGUGACAUGGCUUUUCAUAUCUACUGUCUCACUCCUCCUCUUAGCAGGAUACCUGAUGAUGAGGACUGGUAUUGCCCUGAAUGUCGAAAUGAUGCUAGUGAGGUGGUGCUGGCUGGUGAGAAGCUGAAAGAAAGCAAAAAGAAAGCUAAGAUGGCAUCUGCUAACUCAUCCUCUCAGCGGGAUUGGGGCAAGGGCAUGGCAUGUGUGGGCCGCUCAAGAGAAUGUACCAUUGUUCCAUCAAACCAUUACGGACCAAUUCCUGGGGUUCCUGUUGGCACCAUGUGGAAGUUCAGAGUCCAGGUGAGCGAGUCUGGUGUCCAUAGGCCCCACGUGGCAGGAAUCCAUGGUCGAAGCAACGAUGGUGCCUAUUCUCUGGUCCUGGCAGGAGGCUAUGAAGAUGACAUAGAUCAUGGUAAUUCGUUCACUUACACUGGAAGUGGAGGCCGUGACCUUUCUGGAAACAAACGGACAGCCGAACAGUCUUGUGAUCAGAAGCUCACCAACAUGAACAGGGCUCUGGCGCUGAACUGCAGUGCUCCAAUCAAUGAUAAAGAGGGUGCCGAGGCCAAGGACUGGAGAUCUGGGAAGCCGGUUAGGGUGGUGCGGAACAUGAAGGGUGGCAGACACAGCAAAUAUGCCCCUGUUGAGGGGAACAGAUACGAUGGCAUAUACAAGGUUGUGAAGUACUGGCCUGAAACAGGGAAAUCUGGCUUCUUAGUGUGGCGUUAUCUGCUCAGGCGAGAUGAUGAUGAGCCGGCCCCUUGGACCCGGGAGGGAAAGGAGAGGAUGAGGAAGCUUGGGCUGACGAUGCAGUAUCCUGAAGGGUAUCUAGAAGCUGUUGCAAAUAAAGACAAAGAGAACAGUAAAAAUGAGGAAGAGUUUGAAACCCCAGGCCAAGGAAAGAGGAAAAGGAAAUCUGGUAAUGGGAUGCGUCUCUCUGUCUCUCCGGGCACCACGCCAAAGAAGACUAAAGUGGAGGCGUACAAACUCACUGCCCAGCAGAAGGCUGGGAUUAAAGCCGACAAAGCAAACGCCAAGCUGUGGGAUGAAGCCCUAGGAGCCCUCAAAGAUGGACCGAAAUUCUUAAAGAAAGUGGAGGAAACCUUUUUGUGCAUUUGCUGCCAGGAGGUGGUUUUCCAGCCAAUCACAACAGUGUGCCAGCACAACGUAUGCAAGGACUGCCUGGACAGAUCCUUCAGAGCAGAAGUCUACAGCUGCCCAGCAUGUCGUAAUGAUCUUGGCACAAACUACGGAAUGGAAGUUAACCAACCACUGCAGACUCUUCUAAAUCAGCUCUUCCCAGGGUACGGCAAUGGACGGUGACUCCAAAAAGCACUUCUCAUUUCCUGUGCCCCUCAUUCAAAAAACUUUUAAAUGGUGUUUUGGUGGGGCUUUAUUUAAGUAGCCUUUUCAGAAACGCUUCUGUCCCCAUUGCUUCCUUUCUGCCCCCUGCCAACCAUAAAGGUUGAGGAACCUAUUUGUGUGAAUGCUUUCUUAAGGAAAAAUUAAAACCUUGAUGUGAGCACAGGCUAGGAAUUUACAAAUUGUUGUGUAUGUGCUACUAGAUAGGACAGAGUUCAGUUCUUAAUGGGGUGAGGUUUGCUUUUAAAAAAAAAAACGCAGUACACAGCUUGGUUGCUAGAACAAUCCCUUGAAGCCUAUGGAUUUUGGCCAUAAGAUUAUAUUUUUAAAAAUAUUUUUGACAGCAUUUUGAUACUUUUUUUGUGAAAUCAACUUUUCUGCUUAGGUCCUGCCACUUAGGUAAUUUGAGAACUCCCUGUUUCCCCGUUUUGUAUCCCAUUGUUGAAAUAUCUUCUCGAUUAAUUGUCUUAAGAGCAUUAGUGUAAAAUUUACUACCUCAGUCUCUGCAUAUACCAGACCAGGUGCUCCCUUUCCCCUGGAGUGACCUAAGGGAAAACAAAUGAAAGCCAUUUGGAAGUGCCUUUUGGGAUCUUUUUAGUUUUGCUGAAAGACUGAACUUUGAUCUGUUUUAAAAAAGAAAAAAAAGAGAAAGCUCUGACAUUUUUCUGAACUGCCAUCAAGAUUUUGUUCUUGGGAUGAUGAAAUGGAACACUGUAGCUCUCUAGAUCAUUAGUGGUGCAUCCAGCUAUGUAACUUUUCUACUAUCACAUGAAUUCUGCUAAUUCUGAAUCUUUUUAGAUAUGUUACUAGUAUUGUAUUUUUAUAUGGAACGAAUGUAUAAGAAUGGGUCAGUACCAAAACUGAACAGUUCAAUACCUCAGCAUAAAACAGGGAUACUACUAGCAUCACUUUUUACAUUGGACAGACUGGAACAAAUGUAUAUUUUUACCAGGUGUGUUUUAGCAUUUUUACAAAUAUAUAAUAUUGUUUGAGAAAGUAACUUUUAAUCUUGCUGAAUACUGCCAUACUUUUUGUAUAAUGCGCAAACUGACGUUCUCAA